Messenger RNA from Saccharomyces kudriavzevii IFO 1802, 327 nucleotides. RefSeq names its product Emc6p (gene EMC6). Gene Ontology annotation, biological process: autophagosome assembly; protein folding in endoplasmic reticulum. Bases 1 to 327 code for a protein of 108 amino acids. The record is from RefSeq and is a predicted model, not a curated record. Lineage: Eukaryota; Fungi; Ascomycota; Saccharomycetes; Saccharomycetales; Saccharomycetaceae. Gene Ontology annotation, cellular component: membrane; endoplasmic reticulum; EMC complex. The transcript has a single exon.
AUGAGUUCAAAUGAAGAGGUUUUCAGUCAGAUAAACGCAACUGCGAAUGUGAUCGAUAAUAAGAAGCGUUUACUGUUCGUCCAAGAUAGUUGCGCACUAGUUCUAGGGCUUGUUGCAGGGUUUUUGCAGAUUGAAUCAGUCAGUGGGUUUCUUUGGUUUCUAGUCCUGUACAACGUGAUCAACGUCAUUUACAUCGUUUGGAUUUGCCAACUGCAACCAGGAAAGUUCUAUCAAAGUCCACUCCAAGACAUUUUUUUCGAAUCCUUUUUCAGAGAGAUAACCGGGUUCGUCAUGGCGUGGACAUUUGGAUACGCCUUAAUUGGAUGA